Molecule: messenger RNA, 850 nt
Organism: Thlaspi arvense
Lineage: Eukaryota; Viridiplantae; Streptophyta; Magnoliopsida; Brassicales; Brassicaceae
Source: the annotation of a GenBank genome assembly
AAACGCCACAAGUCUCUCUCUCUCUCUUCUCCUCCCCUUCUCUUUACCCUUUUCGCACCCAAAAUUUUGAUUCUCAAAAUCCCUAAUUUACAGAUUGAAAGCGCCUCGAAAAUCUAGGUUUUUGAUUCGUUCGGAAUCUAAUGGUGAAGAAGCGAAAAUCCGAGGCCUCGCGGCUCGAUGAGGUCGAUCGAACCAUGUACGGCGCCUUUCGAGGUGCUGCUAAUUCGCUAUCUCAGCUCUAUACCCACGCCAUGAAUCACCAACGCGUCUCUUUCCUCGCCGGUGAACGUCGUGGACUGGAGAAACUAUACCAAUGGAUUGUGAGACAACAAGAAGAAGGGACUAGAGUAUCGACAGAAGAUAUUACUACCUAUUUACAGAACGAGCUUGAAUGUGAACCAGAUGAGACAUCGAUACCAAUCCCCAUGCAAGAGUUUCAUCAGCACCAAUUCGCUCCACCAAACGUAAAUACUUCAGCGGCUCAUGUUCCUUCAAGCCACAUAGCGCAACAUUAUGAGUACAACCAAGAGAAAGUCUUGAUUCCACCUAAUGGUCUUUCAAGUCCGGUUCGAAGAACACUUCAGGAAUUCAACCUGUGCGAGGCUGAGUCUGGUAACCGCAAUCCAAACUCUACAGGUCAGGAGCGAUCUCAUUGAUGAUAUCUUGUUUCAUAUGGCAACAAUGAAAACAAAAGUCCCCUUGUAAAGUCUCGAUUUUUCUGGUAAAGUAUUGUCUCAUGUUAAUACACAAACAAUUUGCUGAUAUUUGAAUGACAUUACAUUGGAGGAAUUCGAAAUGGACCCCUAAGAUAGAAAGAUUAAAAAAAAUAUCUGAUAGAGAUGUUGUCGGG